Corylus avellana is the source of this 3673-nucleotide messenger RNA. RefSeq names its product lysine-specific demethylase JMJ26. NCBI's taxonomy places the organism in Eukaryota, Viridiplantae, Streptophyta, Magnoliopsida, Fagales, Betulaceae. Gene Ontology annotation, biological process: regulation of transcription by RNA polymerase II. Gene Ontology annotation, cellular component: chromatin; histone deacetylase complex. Gene Ontology annotation, molecular function: transcription coregulator activity; chromatin DNA binding; histone H3K9 demethylase activity. The record is from RefSeq and is a predicted model, not a curated record.
CUUCAAACAAUGAAGCUGAUCCCCCGACAUGUCCUCUAAAAGAGGCAAGUAAGAAGCAAAGAGAUAUCUCGAGAAACCUGAAAAGUUGGUAUAAUUUCCAUCAAUUUCCCGAUCAGGCGCCAAACAUUCAAAAAUCAAAAUCCCACCCACUGUUUCUCUCAAACCCACUUUAAGUAAUAGCACUCAGUUUUCUCAAACCCACUUCCCCUUCUCUCUUUCCAAGCUCUCCUUCUCUCUCUCUCUCUGUGCAAGUCUCUGUUUUUUUUUUACUGGGUUUGUGAUGGUGCGUGCUAGAAAGAAGCCGAGAAGGGAGGAUGUGCAGGAAGAAUGUGCUGCUGAAGCAGCUGAACCUGUGGAGAAGGAGUUGAGCUGUGCUCCAAGUAUAGCCAGAGAUGAAGAUGGCAACGGUGAGGAGGUUCCGGCGAAGAAGAAACGUGGGAGGAAGAAGAAGAAUUUGUCUGCCCAGAAGAACGAGAAAGUUGAGGAAAAUAUUGGGUUCCAGUCAGAGCAAGGAAUUGUUGGGGAUUCAGAAUGUGCUGCUGAAGCAGCUGAACCUGUGGGGAAGGAGGUGAACCAUGCUCCAAGUAUAGAUAGAGAUGAAGAUGGUAACGGUGAGGAGGUUCCGGCGAAGAAGAAACGUGGGAGGAAGAAGAAGAAUUUGUCUGCCCAGAAGAACGCGAAAGUUGAGGAAAAUAUUGGGCUCCAGUCAGAGCAAGGGAUUGUUGGGAAUUCAGAUGAAGAGAUGAUUCUGAAGAAGCCAGUGAAGAAGCGUGGCAGAGUUGGAGUUGCGAAGAAGGAUACUGAAGAUGCGAUUAUGGGAAACGAGAAGGUUAAAAAUGGUGAAAAGUUGGAACUUUCUUCAGGAAGGAGCACAGGGACUCAGAGAGUUUAUUCCUUGAGGGCUAAAACCCAUCUUAUUCCAAAACAAGAGACUGCCAAGAUAAAUAAGCAGAAUCCUAAAUGGAUUGAAGAGGUGUCCUUGAUGUGCCAUCAAUGUCAGAGGAAUGAUAAAGGCCGGGUUGUUCGGUGCAAGAAUUGCAAGAGGAAACGAUAUUGUAUCCCCUGCUUGAGUACAUGGUAUCCUAAUACAGCAGAAGAGGCUAUUGCCGAAGCGUGUCCAUUUUGCCGUGGAAAUUGCAAUUGCAAAGCAUGCUUGCGGUUGGACACACCUAUUAAAAAUUUGAACUUAGAAUUGAUAGUCAGUGAAGACGAGCAGUUUGAGCACUAUAAGUAUGCGCUUCAAACACUUCUUCCAUUUCUGAAACGACUUAAUGAGGAACAAAUAAUUGAGAAGGAAAUGGAGGCUAAAAGACAAGGGUUAUCACUUCCAGAGUUAAAGGUAAAACAAGCAGAUUGCAGUAUUGAUGAGCGUAUGUACUGUGACAACUGCAAAACCUCCAUUUUUGAUUUUCAUAGAAGCUGUCCUAGAUGUUCAUUUGAUCUUUGCCUUACCUGUUGCCGGGAGAUACGUGAUGGAAACCUGCAGGGAGGUGAGGAGGAAGUGAUUAUGCAGUAUAUUGACCAGGGGCUUGACUAUUUGUUUGGUGAAAAUGGAAAAGAAGUGAAAUUACCUUCUGAGACUAGCCCUAUGGAUCAUAUAAAGUCCAAAUCUGGGUGGGAAGCAAAAGAAGAAGGUAGCGUUCCUUGCCCACCAGAAGACAGGGGUGGUUGUGGUCAUGGUAUUCUAGAAUUGAAAUGUAUGUUCUCAGGAGAUCUGGUUGCAGGGUUGGUGCGAAAAGCUGAAGAAAUAGCCAGAACUUAUAAACUUAUGGAUGUGGCUGCAACUCCUUUACAGCGUUGUUUGUGUUUCAACUCGGUGGGUGAAGUUGACUUAAGCAAUGAUAAGUUAAGGAAAGCUGCAUCUCGAGAAGAUUCUGAUAACUAUUUGUAUUGCCCGAGGGCCCAAGAUAUACAACAUGGGGAUUUGAAGCAUUUCCAGUGGCAUUGGAGCAGAGCUGAGCCUGUUAUUGUGAGCAAUGUGCUUGAAUCUGCAUCUGGUUUAAGCUGGGAACCACUGGUCAUGUGGCGUGCAUUCCGUCAGAUUGAAAAUACCAAGCAUAAAAGGGAGUUGGAAGUUAAGGCUAUUGAGUGCUUGGAUUGGUGUGAGGGCAUUAUCAAUAUCCAUGAGUUCUUUACUGGCUAUACACAUGGUCGGGUUCAUGGUUGUGAAUGGCCCCAGAUACUGAAACUGAAAGACUGGCCUCCAUCUACGUUAUUUGAGGAACGCUUGCCGCGUCAUGGUGCUGAGUUUAUCUGUUGCUUGCCCUUUAAGGAGUAUACACAUCCACGUAACGGCCCUUUAAACAUUGCUGUCAACUUGCCUAAGGAAUCUCUAAAGCCAGAUAUGGGUCCAAAGACCUAUAUUGCUUAUGGAGUUGCUCAGGAGCUUGGCCGUGGAGACUCUAUCACUAAGCUUCAUUGUGAUAUGUCUGAUGCAGUAAAUAUUUUGACACAUACUGCUGAAGUGCCCCUUAAACCUGAGACGCUUACAAGGAUAGAGGAGGUAAAAAAGAAGCACUUUGAGCAAGACCAGAAAGAAAUCUUUGAGGAUUUUCAGGUUGUGGAUGAAAACAUCGAGGAUAACAUUUCUUCUGGUGGGUCUUGUACAGUUACUGCCAAUGAUAACGUCUUUAGUGUUGGAUUUCGGGAUCAAAACACAUGUGUAACUGUUAAAGAGCUGGCAGAUCCUAGUGUUGGACUUGAUGGUGAUUCAAGGAUGAAUGAGAAAGACUUUUCAAGGGGAUCAGAGCUGGAAAAGACUAAAGAGCCAAAAGUGGAUCAAGUUAACAAUGGUGGGAGUGGUCCUACAAUUUCUGGAAACAAGUUGGAAUCUUUAGAAACUUCUGAGGGUGGUGCCCUCUGGGACAUUUUCCGGAGACAAGAUGUUCCUAAGCUGCAGGAAUAUCUUAAGAAGCACUUCAGGGAGUUCAGGCACAUCCAUUGUUGUCCAUUGCAGCAGGUUGUUCACCCUAUACACGAUCAAACCUUUUAUCUGACUGUGGAGCACAAAAGAAAGCUCAAGGAGGAAUAUGGAAUUGAACCAUGGACAUUUGUCCAAAAUCUUGGAGAUGCUGUCUUCAUUCCUGCUGGCUGUCCUCAUCAAGUAAGAAACUUAAAGUCAUGCAUAAAGGUUGCACUUGACUUUGUCUCACCUGAAAAUGUUGGCGAGUGCAUCCGUUUGACUGAAGAAUUCCGUACACUUCCCCAAAGUCAUAGGGCUAAGGAGGACAAAUUGGAGGUGAAGAAAAUGAUUGUUCAUGCUAUGAGCCAGGUUGUCAAAAGUUUGGAGCAGAAACCAAGGUGACUGCGGUUUCUGCCUCGGAAGAUUCAGAGUAGGCUCAACUUCAUUGGCGAAUCACGCAUAGAAAUCACGUACCGUUUUGUCAAGGCCUUGCCCUCUGUGAUCAAAUCAAAUUAGAUUUGUAGUCAAAUCUCAUAAUAUCAAAUCCCGUAAGAUAUUCUAACACUCCCUAACCCAGUUUAUGAUAAUCUUUUUUGUUGCCUAGAAACAUCAGAUGAUGCUUGUUGGGAGUAGGAAACAGGGCAGUUAAAUGUAUACAAGCAAAAACCAUGUGGAUAAUGUUUGCAGCCAUAUCUAUUUUUGAUUGGUUGUAUGAAUUAUCAUGCAAUGGUUAGAAUAUGGUUGUAAGCAGUGGCAUCUGUGAUUGGGUUU